Mirounga angustirostris (Northern elephant seal) is the source of this 1034-nucleotide messenger RNA. Its product is annotated as NADH dehydrogenase [ubiquinone] 1 alpha subcomplex subunit 1-like. Bases 180 to 392 code for a protein of 70 amino acids. Lineage: Eukaryota; Metazoa; Chordata; Mammalia; Carnivora; Phocidae. The transcript has a single exon. The record is from RefSeq and is a predicted model, not a curated record.
UUUCAGGCAGAUCCCUUUGGUCAUAAGGAUUUGAAUCAUUCUUGUUACUCCAAAGUACAAAUAUCAUUUCUUUAUGUGCUAUGAAGUGAAAACAGGAAGCAUUGUUUUAAGGACUAGAUGGUUGGUGGUAUUUUUUUUCCCUAAAGAAGUAUUUGUUGGGCUCUGGCAACCGUGCUGUGAUGUCGUUCGAGAUCCUGCCCGGGAUCGGCGCCAUGGCCGUGUGCUUGGUCAUCCCCGGCAUAGCCAAGGCGCACAUCCACAGGUUCAGUAAUGGGGGCAAAGAAAAAAGGGUUGCCUAUUACCCAUAUCAGUGGAGUUUGAUGCAAAGAGACAGGUGGGUCUCUGGAGUUAAUCGUUACUAUGUGUCAAAGGGUUUGGAGAAUAUCGAUUAAGGAAGCAUUUUCCUGAUUGAUGAAAAAUAACUCAGUCAUACUCAUCUACCCCUUCUAGAAGGUUAUGCAGUGUAUGAAUGUAGUACAUAAUAAAAACAACAAAAAAGUAGGAAAAAGGGCGCCUGGGUGGCUCAGAUGGUUAAGCGUCUGCCUUCGGCUCAGGUCAUGAUCCCAGGGUCCUGGGAUCGAGUCCCACAUCGGGCUCCCAGCUCAAGGGGGAGCCUGCUUCUCCCUCUGACCCUCUCCCCUCUCAUGCUGUUUCUCUCUCGCUCGCUCUCUAAAAAAAUAAAUAAAAUCUUAAAAAAAAAAAAAAGUAGGAAAAAAAAGUAUUUGUUAAAAAUGUAUACUGUGGUAAUCAUUCUGCAAUAUAUGUAUAUCAAAUCAUUAUCUUAUGUGCCUAGAAUACAAUGUUAUGUUGUUAAUUAUAUUACAAUUUUAAAAUAAAUAAAUUUGUAUUUUUAAAAACUUAAGAUUAGACCUGUGAAACUCAUCUUUAUUCACUAAUUUUAACCAACAACUUUUCAUGUCAUUUUAUACAGUAUCCUGGAAAUAAAAGUAAAUAUACCUUUCUUUUUGUGAUCUAGCAGACAGCUUUGCAAAAAUUCCAAUUUUAAUUAUACUAAAAUGGACUUCUUACCACUC